AUGAUAUCGACACUCCCUCGAAGCAGCAAUCUGGCUGUUGCCUCCUUCAAGCUCAGUCACACUUCUCCACAAACAUCCAUAAUCGAUCUCCAAUGCCUCUACCCAUCAAGCAGGACCUUCAGCUCCAGCACCGCUCGCUUCAACCUCCCACCGCCAUAUAACUCCAAACCAACAUCCUCCUCCUCAUCCGCCGCCACCACACCCGCCUCAGAAACAUCCAUAUCCUCCCCCGUCAACGCACCCGCGAGCACCCGGCCCGCGUUCCUCGACGUUCCUUCAAAAGACAACCCGCAGACUUCAGGCACAUUCUCAUAUUACUUCGCUCUGGGCAAGGCGUACCUACGCUUUUACAAGACGGGUCUCAAAAACGUUUACGGCAAUUACAAGGCUUCCAUCCCGCUGCGGAAACAACUUGGUUUACCAGUGUACAUACCACGCUCGCCAUGGACAGAUGUCUCCGCGUCUUCCGCCAGUGGUACAACAAACAUCUCGUCACUUACAAGAAGCGAUUUCCAGCUCGUUCGACGCAGCGCAUAUGAUCUCCGCAGAAUGAUUCCAUUCGGGUUCAUCUUGCUUAUAUGCGGUGAAUUUACGCCCUUGGUUGUACUUGCGAUAGGCAAUAUGGUAACGCCAAUGACGUGCCGGAUGCCUAAACACUUGAUCAAGGAGCGCAGUAAGAGAGUUGAAUACAAGGUUGCUGCGCUGCAGGGUCUAUCGGCUAGUCAGCGGGAUGUGGUUGCCCCGUCCUCACUAUGUGGAGUCAAGGAUGUAUCUGCGCUAAGUGCCGAAGAAGUCCUGCAAUCAAGCGUUGUGUUCGGGUUGAGCAAACGACAUUCUUUGUCUGUUCCGGAAUUCCUGCAGACAAUGAUUGUCAACUCCCUGUAUAGACCUCGACUGCAGCGGUGGAUGGAGUACCUUGCUGCAGACGACAAGUUGAUUAGGAGUGCUGGUGGGAUGGAGAAUAUGGUUGCCGAAGAGGUGCGGUUGGCCGUUGAUGAGAGGGGCGGUGUGGAUGUUGGUAUGGGUCUUAAGGAAGGCGUGAGAGAGGCUGCUGAGCGAAAAUGGCUGGCUAAGUGGCUUGGACAAAAUGAUUAG
This is a messenger RNA of Trichophyton verrucosum HKI 0517, 1095 nucleotides long. RefSeq lists its product as uncharacterized. The coding region runs from base 1 to 1095 and encodes 364 amino acids. The transcript has a single exon. The record is from RefSeq and is a predicted model, not a curated record. Gene Ontology annotation, cellular component: mitochondrial inner membrane. Gene Ontology annotation, biological process: intracellular monoatomic cation homeostasis. Gene Ontology annotation, molecular function: ribosome binding. Lineage: Eukaryota; Fungi; Ascomycota; Eurotiomycetes; Onygenales; Arthrodermataceae.